This is a messenger RNA of Peromyscus eremicus (cactus mouse), 3235 nucleotides long. RefSeq names its product NIPA magnesium transporter 2 (gene Nipa2). Bases 560 to 1639 code for a protein of 359 amino acids. The record is from RefSeq and is a predicted model, not a curated record. Gene Ontology annotation, cellular component: membrane. Gene Ontology annotation, biological process: magnesium ion transport. The transcript has 7 exons. Gene Ontology annotation, molecular function: magnesium ion transmembrane transporter activity. Lineage: Eukaryota; Metazoa; Chordata; Mammalia; Rodentia; Cricetidae.
UCCUCUUGGCUCUCCCAUGGAGGAGGCGGCGCUCACUGCAGUCCCGGAUGCACGAACUUCCCGCGGGACGUCGCCGGAGGCGGUGGCCGUGUGCGCGCAGAAGCGAGCCGCCUGCGUGGGGGUGUGAGCGGGCACCUGGGUCGGGUCCCGGAGGGAGCCGCGUCGCCCGCCGGCCUGCGACUGCCCUAAGGUAGCUACUUCCUGUAAGCAAGCUCCAGGGCUGAGCUGAGGCCAGUCUCGGCCGUCAGAGGUCGGAGAGAGGCCCCCGGGGCGACUUCUUUUUUCGCGUGUUCGGAGGUGGACGCAGCUUCCCUAGUGAUCCGCAGUGAGAAGUCCAUGGGUGGAACUACUCUGCCAUGGUUGAAUACUUUACAUGGGAAUAAAGGAUAGCAUUUCCAAGAAAAUGAGAAUGAAUAAAUCAUCUCUACUUUUAAAAAGAAAGACCACAUUAAACUUACAUAUCAUUUAGAUUUGAAGACUAAAUCACCCUGCCUCCAGUACAAGCAGUUUCUCUGUUCUGUGAUCAAUGUCACUCACAGGAACUUAAGUAACAAACGAAAUGAGCCUGGGGCGUGGAAAAUAUGACUUUUACAUUGGUCUGGGAUUGGCUAUGACCUCCAGCAUUUUCAUUGGAGGGAGUUUCAUUUUGAAAAAAAAAGGCCUUCUGCGACUUGCCAGAAAAGGCUCCAUGAGAGCAGGUCAAGGUGGCCAUGCAUAUCUUAAAGAAUGGUUGUGGUGGGCUGGACUGCUGUCAAUGGGAGCUGGUGAAGUGGCCAACUUUGCUGCAUAUGCAUUUGCUCCGGCCACACUGGUGACUCCACUAGGCGCUCUCAGCGUCCUUGUAAGUGCCAUUCUGUCAUCAUACUUCCUAAAUGAAAGACUUAAUCUUCAUGGGAAAAUUGGGUGUUUGCUAAGUAUUCUAGGGUCUACAGUUAUGGUCAUUCAUGCUCCAAAGGAAGAGGAGAUUGAGACCUUAACUGAAAUGUCACAUAAGUUAGGUGAUCCAGGUUUUGUGGUCUUUGCAACAUUUGUGGUCAUUGUGGCCUUGAUAUUCAUCUUUGUGGUGGGACCUCGACAUGGACAAACAAACAUUCUUGUGUAUAUAACAAUCUGCUCUGUGAUUGGAGCAUUUUCAGUCUCUUGUGUGAAGGGUUUGGGCAUCACCAUCAAAGAGUUGUUGGCUGGAAAGCCUGUUCUGCAGCAUCCCCUGGCCUGGAUUCUGCUGCUCAGCCUUGUGGUCUGUGUGAGCACACAAAUCAAUUACCUAAACCGGGCUCUGGACAUUUUCAACACUUCCAUUGUGACUCCAAUAUAUUAUGUGUUCUUUACAACUUCAGUUUUGACUUGUUCAGCUAUUCUUUUUAAAGAAUGGCAAGAUAUGCCUGUUGAUGAUGUCAUUGGGACUCUGAGUGGCUUCUUCACAAUCAUUGUGGGGAUAUUUUUGUUGCAUGCCUUUAAAGAUGUCAGUUUUAGUCUAGCAAGUCUGCCUGUAUCUUUCCGAAAAGACGAAAAAGCAGUGAAUGGCAAUCUUUCUAAUAUGUAUGAAGUUCUUAAUAAUAAUGAAGGUGGUUUACCCUGUGGAAUUGAACACAGUGGUGAAAAUAUCUCCCGUAGAAAUGGAAAUCUGACAUCUUUUUAAGGAUCUGAUUGAAAACUUAACCUAUAAUUCUGUUAUAGUGAUUUUUGAAUAUCAGAAUGUAUCUGAAAAAAAAAUUGUCCUCGAAUAAUGUCCUCUGAAGACAAUCUUUUUUAAGUUUUCACUAAUUUGGAUCAGGAAAUUACUUUUCUUAUAUUUAAACAAUGGUAGCUCACUAAAAUGACCUCAGUAUAUGGAUAAUUUCUAAUAACAUUGUAUUAUUGUAAAAGUAUUUUACAUUUUUAUUCAUUCUCAAGAAAUCUAAAUGCACUAAUGACAAUUUUAAGGCUAUAAAAAUGUUUUAUUUUUUUCAUUCAUGAUGAACAUUAAAAUGUACAUUUGUGAUCCCCAUCCCAUCAAUCCCUCACCAUACUAAGACUUGGAUUAUAAAUACAUGUGUGUGUGAUUCCAAGAAAAUAAUUCUCAGGUGGUGAUUUGUCACCCAGACAUCUGGUUUCCCAUGUGAAUUUGAUGGCCUCAGUACUUCCUGUGUCCAUAGUGACUAGAGCUCUGUGUCAUCUUAUGUGAGCUCUUAGACCUUUCAGUAUCUGUUCACAAUGGACUGUAUUGUCUGUCAGCCCUUUUAACAACUCUGGGAUGUCAAAGAAGAUUCACGUGGUUUCUUAAAUAUUGAAACUCAUGCUUGGAUAAAAUGACAAAUUGGAACAAAGUCCUUAUUCUGAUUCUAAAUGCUUAGAUUUAAAAUGUUUGUAAAAAUGGUCUUUUUUAAUUUUUCUUAAGAGUUUAAACCUUACACAUUUUGGUUAGAAACUGUUAAGAAUGUUCAUAAAAAAAUGAGAACAAGUACAAAAAAAGUAGGUUGGUGUAAGGAGCACGCUCCAGCUUCAGACCUGCCUACUUCUUAGUCAUGCAUUGGCCAAACAAACAAACAAAAAUCACCCUCCCUCUCCAGCCUUCCCCCACUGACAGGAAGAACUCAAGUUUGGGCCUGUGCUUGUUUUCUGUUCCUCCCCAUGAUUGCGUAGUGGCUUAGUACCAUUUUGUGAAAUCUUUUUUUUUUUUCAGGGGUGGGGUAGAGGGGGUGGGAUAGCUUUGUUUUAUUCUUGCCACUCUGAUGAGCUCUUGCCUUUUUUUCUCUGCUGCCACCCUCUAUGUAACUCCUUUUUGGCCAUACUGGGUGUCAGUCACAGGACCUAGUAUAUUCUAUACAAAUGUUUGACAUUGAGCUCCAUUUCCAGCCUUCCUAUGUAACUCCAAUACCAGAGAUAAUAGUUUUUUCCCCACAGAUACGCUGUAUGUCUGUUUAUGUACUGUAUCUAUGUCUUAUUUUGCACAUGUAAAAAAGCCAAUGUUCAUUCCCUUGGGGAUGAAAAGUUCCCUCAUUGAGAAUGAGUGUGUUGUACAUAAUCUUGUACACAAGGAUUUUAUUUGGGCUAUCACUUGAUAAUAUAGUCAUUAAUUUUUAAAAUCUACACUUCAUAAGGUGAGUACAGAUGCCAUUACGACUUCAUAUCAACAAAAAUAUUUUAGGUAACUUUUUGAUAAUAGGCUUGUUAAAGAUGUAACUCAGGUUUACAGUACAGCAGAAUAGUACCUAUGUUUUAUUUUCUGUGUAAAAUAAAGCUCAAGGCUUUUGGA